This is a messenger RNA of Adineta ricciae, 1176 nucleotides long. The record is from the annotation of a GenBank genome assembly. NCBI's taxonomy places the organism in Eukaryota, Metazoa, Rotifera, Eurotatoria, Adinetida, Adinetidae.
AUGCAAAUAUUAGAAUCUAAAGUACUCAAUGCCAUACAGCGAGCACAAUACAAGCAAUUGGCAUUAUACAUUCGUCAUAGAUAUAAACUGAAUUUCGUCACCGAAGAUGGGCGAAAUGGUUUAUUUUAUGCACUGGAUAUAGCUGAUGCUCAUCAACGUCAGAAAAUGAUCAAAUUUUGUUUAGAUCAUGGAAUUGACCCAUUGCAGAAAGAAACGAGCAGUGGUUUCACACCUUUACACGAAGCGAUAUCUCGACAACAAGUGGAAUCAGUUCAACUUUUACUUGCUAAUGUUAGUGGAGAAAUUAACUGGCGUGAAUUCGAUACCCAAGGUCGAACAAUUUUACAUCUAGCGGUUGAAGCGAAUAGUGUUCCUAUACUUGAUGCCUUACUUAAUGUGAUGAAUCACUAUGGAGUAUCAGUUGAUAUUCCCGAUAGGAAUGGUUUAACACCAUACCUAUUAGCAAUCAAACUUCAUUUACGUGACAUGGUUCAAAUACUUUUAAGAAAAGGGCAUGCAAGUCGACGACAAUGCGACUUACCUACCCAUCGUAGUGCAAACGAUUGGGAAAUUGCAGGCAUUGAAGAUCAUUCACUACUCGUUCGUGAUAAACUCCAACACGAGAUCAACAAUGCGAUGAACGAAGGAAAAAUCAGCAAAGCUAGACAACUGAAACAGAUUUAUGACACACAAUUAAUUCCAUCUAAAGCUGAAUCAAUCCCACGCCGAAGUACUUUCUUAUCCCCAUCAAUAACGUCUGGCUUGAAUGUGAAAUCGCGAACGUCCAUCAGUGAAAUGAUCGAUCAAUUGCCGGAAGGUGACAUACCUGAUUCUUAUGUAAAAAGUGAACAAGCUUCUCAAACAUUUCAUUUAACACAAAAUCCAUCCGGUACACUAUCUGCCUCAUCACUUCUGCCUUCAAUAUCGACAACACGACGGUACCGACCAACACUAACUGUCAACGCACUUGUGGAUUUAUUUCAGGUAGCUGCCGAACAGUGUGCUCCAGCUUAUCGCCCAUCGCAUAAAACUAUUAUGAACAAAGCAUUGGAGCAGCAGGCACGUCAAAAACAAUUGUCUCAAACUCAUCGUAGUACACUUGCAACGCUGAACGAAGUUUCGCAUCCAUCAUCUACGCUCGGGUAUCGGCGUUCUGUGCAUAUUUCAAAACGUUAA